This is a messenger RNA of Chaetomium strumarium, 1773 nucleotides long. RefSeq lists its product as uncharacterized. Gene Ontology annotation, molecular function: transcription cis-regulatory region binding; DNA-binding transcription factor activity, RNA polymerase II-specific. Gene Ontology annotation, cellular component: nucleus. The record is from RefSeq and is a predicted model, not a curated record. NCBI's taxonomy places the organism in Eukaryota, Fungi, Ascomycota, Sordariomycetes, Sordariales, Chaetomiaceae. Bases 1 to 1773 code for a protein of 590 amino acids. The transcript is spliced from 5 exons. Gene Ontology annotation, biological process: regulation of DNA-templated transcription.
AUGACGCGCCGAGUCCUCGGCACCGGGCUGAAGAAAGAAUGCGUGCCGUCCGUCUCUGUCCGGAAGCGCAAUGGCAAGAAAGCCCACGUGUCCCGAGCCGCCCAGCUGGAGGCCAAGUUGGAAGACCUCGUCACGCUGCUCCGACAUCAGGCCGCCGCGACAGACAAGGUGUCAUCUCCCGUUGAUACGGCGGGCAGCACCUCUGCCAGCACGCCGGCCAUGAGCAAUCACUCGAACACGAGCCGUACCGAAGACAGCUCGCCGUUCUCCUGCGCCCCUGCAAUCCUACCUUUCCAAAAGCCCGACUCAGAACCCGGUAGAGCCCGGGCAUGGCCCCCCCGUGACAACCUCCUUCCGGGCCCUUUUGGUUCUGUGUCUCGAGACACGGUCUCGUCAGUGCCCUCAGUGGACCUGCCAUCCAUCCAGCCGGACCCCGCCGAGGCUGAAGAGAGCCUCGCGACUUUCCGCAAGUACAUGCUCAUAUUCAUACCUUUCGUGCAUUUGCCUGCUACUAUGACUGCGGAGGGGCUCAAAGUGCAAUAUCCGUUUUUGUGGUUUAACAUUAUGGCCAUCACCUGCAAAAACGCGGACCGGCGUGUCGCUAUGUGUGAAGCGGGAAAGAGGUAUUUGGCCCAGAAAAUGCUAUUCGAAAAUGAGAAAAACAUCGAUCUUCUUCUCGGCCUGGUUGUGGUCCUGGGCUGGACUCAUUAUUAUCUUAGGAGAGAUAAGCCGAUUCUUUCACUCCUGGCUUCUCUUGCAAAGUCUCUGGUGUUUGACCUGGGCCUCAACAAAAUCCCCGGCGAGGGGUACAUUGCGGUCUGCCUGAAGAUGUCCUAUCUCCCUGCCCCCAAGGAGAAGACUAUUGUAGAGAUGCGAGCUGUGCUAGCAUGCUUUUUGCUUACUUCACAAAUAUCGCACUCGUUGAAAAGACUGGAUGCGUUGAACUGGACGCCCCACAUGGACGAGCACCUCCAGACACUCUCUCGGCAGCCAGAAUGGGAAGGCGACGAUCUACUGGUGGCCCAGGUCAAAGUUCAGCUGAUAAUCGAGCAACUGACCCGCGCUACGUCCCAAUCACCGGACGGUAUCCCACCGGGUUACGUCCUGUCUUCUCUGCGGUCGCAGCUGCGCAGCACGAAAGCCCAGCUCCCCGGCCAUCUUCAGCAAAACGACACGAUCCUCAGUCACAUAUCCUACGCCGAACUCGCAAUCCUCGAGCUGGCCAUGGCCAAGCCAAAAUCAACUUUCAACGGCACCAUAUCCGAUAUGGAACGCUACGAGGCCAUGGAAGCAAGCCUUUGCGCAGCCAAGGAAUGGUUUGACAGACACUUUUCGAUUCCGCCUUACGUCUAUGUCGGCAUGACCUUCCCUUACUGGUGGAAUAUGGCUCACUGUCUCGUGACGAUCCACCGCCUGUCAAUCCUCGAUGAUCCGGCCUGGGACCGCCAGGCCGUCCGGAGCAAGUGCGACCUGAUCGCCUUUUGCGACCGGCUCAGGCUUGGGUAUGAGGAGGUCGCUGCGCUGCGGCGGAUGGAGGUCGGGCCAACGGAAGAGGAGGACACGUUUGCCAGGUUCGUCAAGCUGAUGACGUUAAUGAAGAACAGCUGGGCUCGCGACUUGUCUGCAGUGGAAGGGAACCCCAAGCUGGGGUCAGCAGCACCCGCGGAGCCUCUCAUCAAUGGGAAUAUCGAUGGGCUGAUUGAGCCGUUCCUUCAGCCGGAAGACUCGGAUACGUGGCUCGCAGGCUUCUUCGACAUGAACUGGGACGUAUAG